Actinia tenebrosa (Australian red waratah sea anemone) is the source of this 1043-nucleotide messenger RNA. RefSeq lists its product as uncharacterized. NCBI's taxonomy places the organism in Eukaryota, Metazoa, Cnidaria, Anthozoa, Actiniaria, Actiniidae. Gene Ontology annotation, molecular function: iron ion binding; L-ascorbic acid binding; procollagen-proline 4-dioxygenase activity. Gene Ontology annotation, biological process: peptidyl-proline hydroxylation to 4-hydroxy-L-proline. Gene Ontology annotation, cellular component: endoplasmic reticulum. The record is from RefSeq and is a predicted model, not a curated record.
GGCGGAUGAAAGGGAAGAAAAUAUAAGUCAAACUCGAACUGAUUUAGUCCAGUAAAAUACAUUUAUUUAGAUAAUAAUAACAAGGAUCUUCUUUACAAAGUCUUUAACACUGAUGAAGAACUACUGUUUCUUGCAUAUUUCUAUAUUUUUUGCACUUUUAGUUCAAAGCAAAUUUGAUUCUUGUGUUUUGUAUAAUCCGUUCUCAUGGAAUCCGUUUAAAGACCAAGAUAAAUUCUGUCUAUUAUCCAAGGAGAAUUUGAAACCAAAGUACAUUGAAUUAUCCAAAUUUCCUAAAAUUCACCUGUAUAAAAGCUGCAUAUCAGAAAAGCAAAGAAAAGAGCUAUUAAGCCUUGCAGCUCAAAGACUUUCAUCUGAAACAGACAGUGGCUUUUCAUCCUCAUUGUAUCUAAGAGAUACAGGUGAUGCAGAAUUACCAAUUUUAAAAGAAAUUGCAAAAUUAGCUGGAAACUUAUCUGGACUACCAUGGAAUAAUGCAGAACCUAUUUCAUUGACCAAGUAUACAUUGAAGCAAAACUAUGGUCUUCACUACGAUUCAGGUUUCUUAAUGAAUGGCAAAAGGACCAACAGAAAAGCAACAGUUUUGCUGUAUUUGAAUAAUGUUAAAAAAGGAGGAGAAACAGUAUUUCCAUUUGCCACAAAUCAAACAGAUUCUAUAGAACAUAACCAGGUGGAAAGGAAACCUAUUCAAGAAGUGUGUGCAAGUGAAAGAGGAGUAAAGAUACCUCCAGUACUUGGCUCAUGUGUUGUAUUCUAUAGUCAUUUAGAUGAGGCAUCUCAAGUAGAUCCCUUGUCAUUACAUGGUUCCUGUCCAGUUCUCUCUGGUGAAAAGUGGAUUGCACAAAUGUGGGUUCGUGGAAAAAUAGAAAAUGAGAAGGAUACUUUCUGGAAAGAUUAAUUAAUCAAUUUUAAUUGUAAUAUUUAUUGAAAUAAAUAAUUUUUGAUAGCUAGGGGCAGAAUGCAUGUUGGAAGUUGAACAUGUUUCUCACAAAGUUUACGAAAAAUAAAAAAAUAAAAAUUUUUAC